GGAUACCAGAUCAUCAAGAUGGUUUCAAGAGGAAGGAGAUGCCUGUUUUCAUUUCUCAUUUCAUCAGCUGUCCUGUUGAGCAUAGCACAUGGAGAUAAUUCAACAACAACGCAACCAACGCAAACACAAGAUUUAUCAACAGAUAACACUAACAUUUUAGAGACAACAGAUCCUCCGGCUAUUACAGAAAUCAUAACAGAGAUUGUGACAGUAAUUGUUAACAGUACUGCCCCAGUCACAAGUAGUUUGUCAACUUUGCCUUUGGCUCCUUCGACGACAACGGUUGAUGUUGAUGAUUGUGACCCAAAUCCUUGUAUGAAUGGUGGUGAUUGCACAGAUAAGCUGAAUAAUUACACAUGUAACUGUACUGGAACAGGAUAUGAGGGAACAAAUUGCACGGAGGAUAUUGAUGAUUGUGACCCAAAUCCUUGUAUGAAUGGUGGUGCAUGCACAGAUAAGCUGAAUAAUUACACAUGUAACUGUACUGGAACAGGAUAUGAGGGAACAAAUUGCAUGGAGGAUAUCAAUGAGUGUAAUUCCAACCCCUGCAUGAAUGAAGGGACCUGUCGGGACAUGUUUAAUAAGUACACCUGUAACUGUGAAUUUGGAUAUACAGGAGUGAACUGUGAAACUGAAAUUGAUGAAUGCAGCUCUGCUCCCUGCAAGAAUGAAGGAACCUGUAUCAACUUGGUUAAUAGUUACACAUGUACCUGUGUAGCUGGAUAUACAGGAACAAACUGUGGAAUGGAUAUCAAUGAAUGUGCCUCAGCUCCCUGCAUGAAUGGUGGAGCCUGUACAGACAUUGUUAAUGGUUACGCAUGUACAUGUGUAUCAGGAUAUACAGGAACAAACUGUGAAAUGGAUAUCAAUGAAUGUGCCUCAGCUCCCUGCAUGAAUGGUGGAACCUGUAUCAACUUGGUUAAUAGUUACACAUGUACCUGUGUAGCUGGAUAUACAGGAACAAACUGUGAAAUGGAUAUCAAUGAGUGUAGUUCCAACCCCUGCAUGAAUAAAGGGACCUGUCAAGACAUGGUUAAUAAGUACACCUGUAACUGUGAAUCUGGAUAUACAGGAGUGAACUGUGAAACUGAUAUUAAUGAGUGUGGUUUAACAGGAGAUGAUUUCCCUUGUGAUGCAACAAAUGGCAUGUGCAUGAACAAUGUUGGUAGCUUCAUUUGCACCUGUAUCCCUGGAUAUCAGCUUGAUCAGUCUGAUAUGAAAACUUGUGAUGAAAUUAAUGAAUGCAAUCCGACUCCCUGCAUGAAUGAAGGAACCUGUACAGACAUGGUUAAUGGUUACGAAUGUAGUUGUCUCGAAGGAUAUGAAGGAAUGAACUGUGAAACUGAUAUUAAUGAAUGUGCCAGCAAUCCAUGCGUGAAUGGUGCAACCUGCAAUGACCUGGUCAAUGGAUACAACUGUUCAUGUGCAGAAGGAUUCAAUGGAACUCUCUGUGACACUGAUAUUAAUGCAUGUGAACCCGACCCUUGUGUCAAUGCUGUGAACUGUACGAACCAUUUAAUGAAUGAAGGUGAUGCAACGUACACAUGUCACUGUCGGCCUGGAUGGAUGGGGCAAAACUGCUCAGAGGAUAUUCGUGAAUGCUAUCCAACAACUUGUGAGAAUGGAGGAACUUGCUUUGAUGGCACAAACUUUUUCAACUGCACUUGUGCUCCUGGCUACAAUGGAACGUAUUGUGAAAAUAUUUGUCCUCCUGGUACAUUUGGAGAUUACUGUAUGGAGAGCUGUACAUGUGUAGAUGGAGCUAACUGCAGUAAUGUCGACGGAAGCUGCACUUGUGAACCGGCAUUUGAUAUGGCAGCUUGUGAUAAAAAGGAUGUCAGUGUCACAGCUAGUUUGACUCCAGAGCUUCCUAAUAAUACUAUAUCGGAAUAUGAUGUCUUCACGCUUGCAUGUCAGGUCAACCUCGCUGGUGAUGACCUGGAGAAGGUCACGUGGAACAGAGAUGAUGUGGAACUCCCAAACGAUUCCAACCCAAGGUACUUGGUAAACCAAAACCCUGAUAUGGGAAUGUACAACAUCACCAUCCGGAAUGCCAGCGCAGAGGAUUCAGGGUUCUACGUCUGCACUGCCGUGACGGCAGGAAGCCAGUUUGAGAACUCUAGUGAACCCAUUGAAGUUGAUGUCAUUGUACACGGGCAAAUUGACCUUGAACUCAGCAAACUUGAAGAUCGCAUCCAACUCAACCAAACAGCAAGUCUCAACUGUACCGUGUUCUCCAGUAGUGAGGCAAGCAUCGCAUGGGAGCGGAAUGGAACGAGACUAGAGAAUGGAACGAACAGGGCAAGCAUUAAACCCGGCAGUGGAGAGGGGAUAGGAGGGACGUAUUUCUUCAGCGUACUUGAGAUAUCUGAAAUUGUCCGAACUGAUAAUGGAAUUUAUACAUGCUUGGCCCUGGAUGCAGAGGGCAAUGAGACGGACAGGGCUGAUUUUACCAUCUUUGUUCAAGAGGUGCCCGAACUUGCUAAUCCAAACAUUACGGAUAUUCUCUCCACACAAGUUACUCUUUUGUGGGACUUCACUAUUCAAGGCAAUGAUGAUGACAUUAACUGUACAGCCACGUACACAUACCAAGUAAAGAAUGAAGCAACUAAUGGGACAGGAGAGCAAGAUGUGGGUGGUACAUCACCAAGUGAUGUGAUAAACCUGACACCCUAUGCCACUUACACAUUCCAGCUGACCUGUGUGAAUCUUGUCGGAAGGAGUGAGCCUCUGGUGUUUAAUCCUGUGGACACCCUAGCUGGAAAACCCUCUCAACCACGUACUGUGAGAACCAGUGAUGAACAAGCACGGCAGGUAUUUGUUGAAUGGGAUGAGCCAGUUACAAAAAAUGGACCCAUCGAUUAUUAUAUAUUGACAGCUACACCAACCAAAGGUGGUGAUAUUACAUCUCUACCUGUACCUGAAACCAGAUAUACUUUUAAAGGCCUUACACCAUAUACAUUCUACACGAUCCGUGUACAGGCAGUGAAUCUAUUUUCAGAUGAAGGGUUCAUUCAAAGUGACUUUUCUCUGCCUUCUCCAGAGUUUAGGACCUUAGAAGCUGAACCUGGUGCUCCCAGAGCAUUCAAUGUUGCCAACAAUCCAGAUACAUGCAUCAUCACUUGGCUGUCACCAGCAGAGGAAAAUGGAAUCAUCACCAAAUAUACACUCUACUCAGAAAUCGAGAGACGGGACACAGGUUUUGUAGUUUCAGACGAACGAAGUGAACAGGAUGAUGAUACAUACCAAGUUUCUUUUGUGAAGCUUAAUUUAGCACCUUAUUCCAUUUAUAGUUUCUCGGUCAGUGCUUCGACUAAUAAAGGAGAAGGCCCGAAUGCUACUUACUCACAAAACUCUUGCGAAACACCCCAAGGAGUACCUUUGCCACCUCCGUCCCUCCCACCUCCUGGCGAAGGUGGUAUCAAAGAAACAAGCUUCACAAUUGCACUACCAACCUAUGAUGCACGCAAUGGUCCUGUAAGUUGUUAUGAGGUGAUCGUUGUGAAGCUGGGGAGUGCUGAUGUAAAAUUGAAUUCUUCUACUUCCUACUACCAACCUGAUCAGAUCAAGAGCUACCAAGAAGCCAGGGACGAAACAGGAGUUCCAUAUAGGGCUGUUGUAUUUAGGGACCGUCCCACCUCGGGCAUAUUAGCUGUUGGUGCGACCGAAAACGAUGUAUCCACAUGUCAUACCGGUGGUUCAGCGGGAAGUGGUAGAAGGCGAAAGAGAGAAACGAUAGCUACCCAAGAGCUGACAGCUGUUAAUGGUCCUCUUGAAGCUGGGGGAAUCUAUUCAUCCUUCGUUAGGGUCUACACUCCUUCAGAAGCUGACCCCGGGAUGGCUUUCUAUGAGAAUGGACCGUUCAUGGUCCCAGUCAAACUAGCCAAUGUCGCCGCUAUCGUUGGAGCAAUAUUUGGAGUCUUGAUUAUAGCGUGCAUUGUUGGUGUUGUCGUACUGAUAUUCUACAGGAGAAACCAGAAAGAACCGAACGAUCCCCUGAUGACCCCGACGUCCACCGUACCUCGGGAAAACGGCAACGGAGCCAUAGGCAUGCAGAAUCUAGGUAUAGAAGAUGCGGACGACAUGAUCGUGAAGCCCAUAAGGCUGGAGAACUUGGAGAAAGCAAUCCGACAAAAGGCUCAAGAUGAGAAGAGAAUGUUCUGGGCAGAGUAUAAGGCUUUGCCGAACAGACCCCCUCCCAUGGUGACGAUGAAUAACAGCAAUCUCCCUGCGAAUAAAGACAAGAACAGAUACAUCAACAUCAUUGCCUACGAUCACACCAGAGUGACACUGAAGGCCAUAGAUGGCAUUGAAGGGUCGGACUAUAUCAAUGCUUCCUAUGUCAACGGUUAUCAGUCUCCUGAUAAAUUCAUUGCUGCACAGGGUCCCAAGGACAACACCUUAGAAGAUUUCUGGAGAAUGAUCUGGGAAUAUGACUGCUCUACCAUUGUCAUGCUUACUAAAUGCGUUGAAGAUGGCAAGGACAAAUGUUCACAGUACUGGCCGAACAAGGGUGCCAUCAAAUAUGGCAGGUUCAAGGUAAAAAUGGAUUCGGUAAAGGAGACGGCAGAAUACAUCAUCAGGUCUAUAUUACUCUCAGAGGAUGGCAAAGAGAGUGGUGAGCGAACCAUCACACAGUUUCAUUUCUUAGGUUGGCCCGACCACGGUCAGCCCGACUACCCAUCCCCUAUGAUGUGUCUUAUCAAGAGGAUACGGCAUCUCACCUCAAAGAUGAACCACAGAGCCAACAUUGUCGUCCAUUGCAGUGCUGGAGUGGGUCGCACAGGAACAUACAUCGUGAUAGAUGCUAUGCUAGAUAUGAUGAAGCACGAGAAGCAAGUGGACGUGUAUAACUUCAUACAUGAUAUCCGUCAGCAGAGGAAUACACUAGUGCAGUCUUUCGUCCAGUACUUCUUCAUCCAUAUGGCCUUGUUAGAGGAGCACCUGUUUGGUCACACCGACGUCGCUAUGUCAGAAUUCCCUAUGUACUACCAACAACUCAGCAAUAAAUCAGACUUUGAUGAUGAUCUCACAAAACUAGAGGUGGAAUUCAGGAGAGCGUGUAAGUUGGGUGUGAAUGGAGUAGAGCAGAGGUUUGCCAACAUUGAGCAGAACAAAGACAAGAACCGUAUAGGACAUAUUCUUCCAUAUGACAAGAAUGUAGUGAAGCUUGAAAGAUUGAUUGGUGAAGAGUUUUCAGAUUACAUCAAUGCAUCAUACAUCACAGGUUAUCAACGUAAAAAUAUGUACAUAGCAACACAGGGUCCCCUUCCUAACACGAUACCUGACUUCUGGCGUAUGAUAUGGGAAAGCCAAACAGCGACGAUAGUUAUGCUUACAGAGAUGAGCCAGAAAGGACACGAAAUGUGUGCUCAGUACUGGCCUCUGGAGAUGGACGAAACAGAAGAACACGGGAACAUCUCGGUCACCCUGGUAUCAGAAUCAGACGAGGAUGAAGCCUUCACCAUUAGAGAUAUAGAGAUAUCACAUGCAAAGAUCAUGCAGAACAUCUACGGUAAUGUAGACACUCAGAACGAAGAGUCUGCAGAGGGCGCCGAGGGUGCCGAAACCGACUCCCAAAGCGCUAUCUACGGAAAUGUCGACGAAUCCGCUCCGCCAACUCCAAUGAAAGACAUACGCAAGAUCCGGCAGUACCACUUCCGAGGCUGGCCGGAGGUCGGUGUCCCGGAAUCCGGGGCCGACCUGAUGCAUCUGGUCAACCAGUCACACCUCCAUCAGAAGGGGGCGGGUCCCGGUCCCAUCGUGGUGCACUGCAGUGCUGGAGCGGGGAGGACGGGCGUCUUCAUCGCCCUGAACAUCCUGAUGAGCCGUAUGGAGGAGGAGAGUAUGAUCGAUGUCUUCCAGACUGUCCGCGGCCUCAGGCAACAGCGCCCCCACAUGGUCCAAGACUUGGCCCAGUUCAAGUUCUGUUACUCAGCCAUGGUGGAGUACCUAGAGAGCCAGAGCACUGAAUACCAGAACUUUGUAGCUCGUGUCUAGCGCAGAAUAAUCAAACUCGUAGGGGACUUGUGCAAAGUGUAUAAAGUCAUAUCUAAGUCACAACUCUAGCUGAGGAGCUGGAAUAGUGCAAAUGAUGCACAGUGGUGUGUGCAUUCAGGUCCAAAUAAUGAACAAUGUGUGAGAAGAGAAAUGGAUAUACCGUAACAAGGUCCUCAGGAUUUUGUGCGAUGUAUCGUGAUGCAGAGGCAGGCACAGAGUUCACUAUUUUGGUUCCUGAAUGCACAAAUGAAAGUACCUCGGCCACAUGUGCAUGUAAUACCGAAACAGACUCGUUACUUUCUUAAGCAUUUUUCUACAUCAUGAUGAAAUAUUUAGACCUUUUGUGCAAAGUUGCAUGAGCAGUCCAUGCCUUGGAUAUUUUGAAAGACGUUGAUCGAUGAAUGGUGGAUUGUGGUACGGAGGGAAUAAGUGAUAGGCAAUCAUCUAAGAGCACCUGACUUAGGUUUCUUUGUGAGAAACGUUUUACACUUGUUGUAAAUAAUGAAAAACAGAUUCUGUAAUUUGAAAACAGAGCACAAAAUGACAUGAUUUAACUUACAUGUACAUGUAUUUCAUGAAGUCUUUUUCUAAACGAAGACGGCAGAUCGUAGAGAUAAAUUGAACUUUUCUUCCAAAUAAAAUGUGAUGAAUAUAAAACGUUGCCAAUUUGAGUUAUUUUAGAUCCUUAUGUACCGCAUUUGUUGAAGGAUGGCAGUAAUAAUAAAGGAGGGAGAUGAUGGGCUUAUGAUUGUUGACGCCAUGUCAGCAUGUGAUAUGUACAGUAUAAUAAUGUAUUAAUGCAACUGUGAGAAGUUUUGAGUAUGCACAUUCCACGAAAGUCACAAUCACCUUUGUCACGAGCAACUAUUCAUCAAUCUACUUAAAUAAUGUGUAUACAAUACGAUUUGAUUACUAAUGAUUAAAUUGAUAUUAAUAUCGAAUGUACUAUUAAUCCUUAGUGUACUAAUAUAUUCCAUUUGUAGUACUGAAAUUUAUUCGAAAUAUAGUUCUUUUCUACUCAACAUUGAAAUGCAAGAAGUGUUUUUUGUGUGUAGAUUAUAAGAAAUGUUCAUGUUUGUUAGUAAAUCAAGGGCAAAAGUAUCACUUCUCUUUUCUGAAUAAUAAGCAGUAAUAUAAGAUUAUUAGUAUUUUAUUAUGAUAAGCUGGUUCUUGGUAUUACUAUCUUAUUGAAAUACAAUAUAAUACAAAAUACUAUUUCCCUUAAAAUCAAGGUACUUCCAGAUGAAAUAUUAUUUUUUUAUAAAUGGAUUGAGAUUGACAACUUUUGAAAUAUAGAGACUAUUAUUUCUUUGUGUUUCCGCAGGAAUUGUUAUUAAUGCUUACAUGAUGCCAAUGCAUAGGUUAAUUAUUAUACAAGUAAUGAAUGUCCAUGAGUGCAAUGGACAGAAUAUUUAAUGAGGUGAAAUAUGACAUGCUCCAUCCAACGAGGCGUAGCCAAGUUAAAUGGAUCAUUUAUUUCAUCUUUCACCAAAUGAAUAUCUGUCCAUUGCACGAAUGAAAAGAACAUUCAUUAUUUGGUUUUACAUGACUCCUAAAAAUAGAUUCUUUUUCAUAGGAAAUCUAUCAAUUUCAAUGCAAAAACAUGAUCAUGCAGUGCGAGCUCGGUCUAUUUAUUGUCGCGUACAUGGGGGUACAUACAACAUACACGCUGCAUGCAAACAAGUGAUUUACUUGUGGUGCCUAUAGUAUAUAGUCUUAGUGCGCACGUGCAAUGGACAAAAUCGUAGGGAUCCAAAAUUGCACGAUUGAUGAUGUCAUUGUAAAUGGGCUGAAUGAUCGAUAUCAAACAACCAAUCAAAUGACAAGGAUCUACAUAUGUAUCUAGGUGUCAUAUAAAACCUUAUAAAUGUGCGGGGACAUUACCUGAAGUUUAUUACUGUGUGAAUCUGUCUUUUAUGUUAUUUUUCUCUGCUGUUUUUAUUUUCUUUCGGUCUUUCCUGUCUCGUUAUUUCCUUAUCCAUUCCCAAUGAUGCUAGACCAUUCCAUACUUAAACAAAAUACUCAUGGCAUUCCCAGAUAUUGUCUAUGUUUCGUUCGUUAUGCUCCAUGUAUCAAAAAUCCACCCUCAGUACAUCCUUUUUAAAGCAGACCAAAGUUGAUUUGAAACAUGGUGGUUCAAUGGUAGCAUGCCUGCCUCAUGAAUAGGAGGUUGUGGGUUCAAACCUCAGCUGAGUAAUUACUCUGUGCUACUUUGUGCUACUUUUGAUCCAUAUUUGUGUAUUGCAUAGAGAGCUCUAUUGCUUUAGACCUUUUAUUAAAAAGUUCCCAGUUGUACUAUACCAAACAGUGCAUUAAUUCCCUUUUAAUCAAAUUAUUGAUGAAUUUAUUAAUUUCCUUUUAUUUGUUUUUAGAUUUUGUGUUAAUAGUGUAGGAUUAUGUAUCACCAAGUACUAUAUUCAAGAUAUGUUAUGAAUAUAUAAUAUAUUCAUAACACUAUUCAUGAAUUGGCAUAAAGCAAUAUGUUUUUAGGUAGACAUUCAAUUUUAUGAAACAUGAAGAUUGCGUUAUGUAGGGAAAAAAAAAAGGAAAUUUCACCAUUAACAUACUGAUAUAAUACUUGUACAAAAAUGAAGAGAACUUCCAAAAUAACAGUAUUUUUUCUUUCUUUCUAAAGCUAAAACAGUUUUGCAGUACUGACAACGACUAAUAUUUUGCAUUAUGAAAUGUGAGGAGAAAUUUUAAUGCUUGAAUUUGUAAUGAAUUGUACCCUUUUUAUGUCAGUUCUUAUUUAAAGUAAAGUGAUUCUCUGUUAGAGAUAUGUUAUUUUUUCUUUCCCUGUGUUUAUUAGAUAUAUUGUACAAAUAUUUGAUCUCACAUAUUACUAUGUUAUAAACCAUUCUAUUGUAUCGGUUCAUUUUGAAAUAAGAGAAUAUAUUGUGUAUGAUAUUUGUACUGUAUUUGUAUGUAAGCUCUGUAUCCUUCCAUGUUAAAUUAAUGAUAUUUCAUUGUUUGUACAUAUAUAAAGAUUACAAUAUGCAAAAUGAUAUCUCUUACUGUUUUACAAAGAAGACAUUUUACCAUUAGGUGCAUUCUUUUAUACACAUAACAGGGGUGCAUUUAUGAAAUAAAAUGAUAUUUUUUAUAUCUUGCAAUUUUUCGGCAUAUGUACUGUAAUUGUAGGUAUAUAUAGUUAUCUGUACAUGUUUGUAUCGUAGAGAUUUAGACUAUUAUAUUUGUUGUUAUUUAAUUAUCUCUCUCAUCUCAUUGAUCAUGUCAUGUGAUUGAAAGAUUUUUUGCUUGCACAUUGAAUUCCCUCAUCCUCAAUUUCUAUGCCUAUUUCUUGUAGUCAAGAUGGUGUGGUAUUAAAACAACCUUUGAUUUUAUUUAACCUCUUUCUAGCCCAUCUUGGAUAUCUUUCACUUUUAAAUUGUAGCACAUUAAAACAAUUCAAAACAGUGUUAUUUGAAGUAGUAUUGCAUUCUAGAAGGUACCCUGUUUUUGGUUUGUAUAUGUGAGAUUAAUUUAUUGUUUCCCCGAAAUUUUCCAUCAACUUUUUGGGUUAUCAAAUAAUUAAAAUGUGUUACAAAAUUGAUCCUCUUUUGACGUAGUAUCUUAGCAACAACAUUUCAUUUAUAAAGGGGAGCCUUGUUCUUAGUACUCAAAUGCAUCCUGAAUGUUUGACAAGUAUGUUGAUUAAAGAAUAAUGAUGAACUAUUCUUGUAUUUUAUUAUCUAAAUUAAUUAUUAUAUUUACAUACAUCAUUACAUAAUUUCACAUGUACUUCCAAUCAACUCUGUGAUUUUUUUUAAUCAGUCACCUUUUUUCCAAAGUAUUGAAAAUAUUUCAGUCAUUAUAUAUGUACAUAGAUUUAUAAAAGUAUAAAUUUUGCUGAAGAGGCUUUUUAUAUUGAUUCUCAUAAUAAUGGUAGUGCUAUAGUAUGUCAACAUAAUAUUUCAAUAUUUUGGAUAUUUCUCACAAUUAUUUUUGAAACUUCCUACUCUUAAUGAAAAGAUAACAAACAUUAAAUUCAUCGCAAAAUAAAGGUAGGGGUUAACCCUAUAAUAAAUCUACUGGAUUUAUAAGUUUGGAAAGCUCAUGAAUAUUUUGACACUUACAUUUUGCUUGCAAUAAGAUUUAUAUUUCAGAUUUGAUUAUGAACAAUAAAAUAUGGAUUUUCAUAAUAAUGAGAAGUAAGAAAUGUACUUCAUAAAUUCAAUGGAAGUUUUUUGUUUUUCUGAUACACUAAAAAAAAAUCAGUAAUUUUCAUUUCUCUGACUUAAUUGAAGUCUUCAUCUUUAUAUAAGAAAUGCAAAUAAUGUUCAAAUAAUUCAUGUGAUUAUAAAAAUCAUAUGGACUUUCAUAUUAAAAAUCUCCUUGAUCACAAAACAUAUUCUUAUAUGUUUUGGAUUGUUUUUUGUUCGCAUAAACUUGACGAGACAACUGAUGAUGUAACAUCCUAACUUUCUGCCCAGAUAGGUUGGUCUUCAUGUUUCAUUAAUACGUUGAGGUCUGUCAGAUUGCUUUCCAGAUCAAAGUCACGCAUUCAUUAAAUAAAACAAAUAAUCAGUUUCUUUACUUCAAAACCCUCAUCAUGCAUUUUAAUUGAGGGAUGAAUUCAUUUGUACUCCUUCUUUUGCUUGUCAAUUAUAAGAUACAAAUAAUAUUUGAAAAAUACGUAAUUGUGCAUUUUUUAUUUCAAUAGAUGGGCUUGAAUUUGUGUAUUAUGGAUUAUUUUCAAAUCUUUCUGUUGGCAUUUGACGACUACGAUUUUAAAGUAAACUCUCCUUGUUAUAAGAUCUUCCUCUUUUUCCUGAAUUACUCAACUAUAUUUACCCAUACGUCUUCUUCUCAUGAAAGAUACAUUUAUCUUAUUUUUUGUUUGGCAACAUACAUGUAUUAUCUUUGCACUAUUUCUGCUCAUAUUUCUAUUUUUUCUGCUUUUCCUGUAAAAAUUAGUCAAGUAUUAAUAUACUAUGCAGCUGAAUUGGAGCAAUUCUGACAGAUGAACUAAACCCCUAACCUACCCCCCCCCCCCUCCCCAUUUAAGUGCCAGAAUUGUUAUUGAAUGAUUACAAAUUAAACUUAUUAAGUGUAAUAUGUGUGACAAUUUUGAAAAACAAUUUGUUGGCUAAUAGAAAUAGUUAUUGAAUAAUUUCGAAAAUAUGCAGACAGGUUUGUGAGAAAGUUAUUGUGGUCAAUAUUAAAAAGCAGAAAGUGUUGGUUAACUAUUUCAUUCAGCCCAUAAGAGAUAGACAAUGAAGCUAAAUAAAUGUUCAAAUGGAUUAAUGUGACAAGAAAAAGAAAUGACUACUACGUUGAUUGCUGUUUUCCAGUAAAUUGCAGGUGCUUUAGUAAUGUAAUGAUAAGAUACAAAUUCUUUAUUAUUAAAGUUAAAGUGGGUGCAACAACUAUAUUUUUUUCUCAUAAAAUCAUCUAUUUGAAUUUUAAAUUUCUUGUACCUAUUUUGCUCAGAGACACCCGUCUAAAUAGUAAUAUUUUCGUGAUUGUAAAUUCCUGUGUCUAACACAGUCUGUUUAAUAUCUCUGAUGUUUUCUAACGAGGGGUCAUGACCAUUGUGAAAACUACAUGUAUGUCUUUAUUUUUGUUUUAUUGUCGUAAUAAUCAGAAAUUGGUUGAACCAUAAAGUUAACAUUUUACACUUUCAUUUUUGUGCUGGUCUGAUUUCCUAAAUUUCCGAUGAAUAGCCUAUCAAAAUCUGCCAAGAAUUGAAAGAAGAAAUCAUAAAAUCUCUGAAUUUAAGUCCUUGUAUUUACAGCAUUAGUUUAAAAAACUGAUUUAGUGAUAGAUAAUAGAUGCCUGAAACUUUAGAAAAUGUCAUCAAAAUGCAGCACAUAAUACUCAGUACUUUAGUUUAUAUUCUAUAAGUGGUAAUCCAUAAAUGUAAAAGAAGGCCCAUUGUUGUAACUUACAUGCAUAGCGAUUUAUAACAAACAAAGCACUUUAAAAUGAGAUGAUAAUUGUGUGAUGAAGUAUAUUAUAUAUGUAUACUACAUGUAUGUGUGUUUUCUAUGAUUUAUAAACUAUGUAUUAUAUGAUUUAUAGACUAUGUAUUAUGACUACUGCAUCUUAGUAGCACAUUGUACACACAAAUUUCAAUUUAUAUGUUAAAUCAAUAAAAAAGGGGUAUUUCAUUAUAAUUUCACAA
Molecule: messenger RNA, 12127 nt
Organism: Lytechinus pictus (painted urchin)
Lineage: Eukaryota; Metazoa; Echinodermata; Echinoidea; Temnopleuroida; Toxopneustidae
Product: receptor-type tyrosine-protein phosphatase S-like
Exons: 46
Coding region: 19-6000 (1993 amino acids)
Biological process (GO): heterophilic cell-cell adhesion; protein dephosphorylation; establishment or maintenance of epithelial cell apical/basal polarity
Cellular component (GO): protein-containing complex; plasma membrane
Molecular function (GO): protein binding; protein tyrosine phosphatase activity; calcium ion binding
Source: RefSeq, a predicted model, not a curated record